AUGUUAGAGGUGCAACUCGACGAAGACAUACUGGUUUUGCUUAGUGAUGGACCUAAGACCGAGACACCAAUGGGUCCAGCAAUCCAUAAGGAUACAGCCAAUAGAUGGCAAGACAUACUUGAAAAGGGCGUGAAAGAAAGUCUUUUGAAGAAUUAUCUUAUAUUCUCCGAAUAUGACCUCCUGAUGGCACCACCUCUAAACUCUGGGGUUAAAGCAGCUGACAGAGACUUCUAUAAAACGAGACUUUUGUUCAAACAAAAGCAGCUAGGCGUCACCAUUGCAGCCCUAGGUGCUGUUGCCAAUAUCAUUUCGGAGGAAACGCAUUGUCGCAUUCUUUGCGAUACUCAUUUUAUGAAAUCAAGAACACGUAGAGGUUUCAUAAUUUUGUCUAUUAAUACUUACCCCCUCUACUUUCAGUACAACCAGCAACACCGGCCAUUUAAACUACCUAAACCAACAUCGCAAGGUACACAACAAAUUGCAGCCGCAAAUUUACAACACAAGGCGAGGGCAGCGGUCAACGCCGCGCCCGCGGGACGCACCUCAGCAGGCAGCCAGCACUUCACGCCGCCCGCCGACAAUCAAGCGGACGAUGUCUCGCCGGACGUAGACGAGGUACCAUUUUCGGGACAAUAUCAGUAUUUUGCCAGUAAAUAA
This is a messenger RNA of Parnassius apollo (apollo), 657 nucleotides long. The record is from the annotation of a GenBank genome assembly. NCBI's taxonomy places the organism in Eukaryota, Metazoa, Arthropoda, Insecta, Lepidoptera, Papilionidae.